Molecule: messenger RNA, 664 nt
Organism: Peromyscus eremicus (cactus mouse)
Lineage: Eukaryota; Metazoa; Chordata; Mammalia; Rodentia; Cricetidae
Gene: C6H1orf54
Product: chromosome 6 C1orf54 homolog
Exons: 4
Coding region: 1-405 (134 amino acids)
Source: RefSeq, a predicted model, not a curated record
AUGGAUGUCCUCUUUGUCGCCUUCCUUGCUGUACCACUCAUCCUGGGACAGGAAUACGAGGAUGAAGAAGAGUUGGAAGAGGGUGAUUACUAUCAAGUGGCAUAUUAUUAUUACACAGUUACCCCUAAUUAUGAUGACUUUAGUGCAAACUUUACUGUUGAUUACUCCAUGUUUGAGUCGGAGGACAGGUUGAACAGGCUGCAGAAGGAGGUGACAACAGAAGCCGUAGAGACCACCAUUAGUCUUCAGACAGAACUUGUGGACCAGGAGAACCCUGUAACAACGAGACCAGCGAGACCAGCGAGACCAGCGACCACAGAACCAGUGAGUCAAAUGGGGAUGAAGGAGGAGGGAGACAGGAUAGCUCUUAUCCGGACAGAUCUCAGGCCUAGUGACCUGGAAUGAACAGGGCAGGUGUUGGUAGAGGGGAGAACCGGACAAUGAGUACUUCCAUGUAGGUACUCCAUUUUGGUUUUUGUUGUUGUGACCAAACACUGACAAAAAACGACUUGGGUUUAUUUCAGCUUACGACUACCAGGUCACACUUCACCACUGCAAGGAGUCAGGGCAGGAACUCAAGCCAGGAGCUGAACAUAGACUUUGGAGGCACACUGCUUCCUGGCUUGCUUCCAUGACUUGCUCAGUUUGCUUUCUUAUACCACUU